Phytophthora nicotianae INRA-310 is the source of this 360-nucleotide messenger RNA. RefSeq lists its product as hypothetical. The record is from RefSeq and is a predicted model, not a curated record. The transcript has a single exon. The coding region runs from base 1 to 360 and encodes 119 amino acids. Lineage: Eukaryota; Oomycota; Peronosporomycetes; Peronosporales; Peronosporaceae.
AUGGCAAGUACGGUAUCUUACGCGAGUCAGACUUCCACAGCAAGAGUGUGUCGUUCCAGGCGCGAUGUCAAGAAGAUGGGCGAGUUCAACGAACCAGAAUGGGAGACCAUGGAGCUCGUUAAAGUGUACAUGAAAGACUACAAUACGUGCACGUUGCCUCACGAAGAAUACUACGAUAUUGAAAAGUACGAGAUGAAGCGCUACCACAAGCAGCAGCGCAAGGCAUACGCGAAGCAAAAGAAUGCGUCCGACAUAACUUUAUUUGGAUACUCUGGCCGAAGAAGACCGUGUGUGGCGCGAGCGCCAGGCAGCACGCGAGAAGAAGGAGGAAUUCUGUCUCGUACUGCAGCUCAUGGAUAA